Cryphonectria parasitica EP155 is the source of this 942-nucleotide messenger RNA. RefSeq lists its product as uncharacterized. Lineage: Eukaryota; Fungi; Ascomycota; Sordariomycetes; Diaporthales; Cryphonectriaceae. The coding region runs from base 1 to 684 and encodes 227 amino acids. Gene Ontology annotation, molecular function: GTPase activity; GTP binding. The record is from RefSeq and is a predicted model, not a curated record. Gene Ontology annotation, biological process: small GTPase-mediated signal transduction. The transcript has 3 exons.
AUGACCGACGCCCCUGCCUACUCGAAGAAGAUCGUCGUCGUCGGGGACGGCGGCUGCGGCAAGACGUGUCUUUUGAUUAGUUACAGCCAAGGAUACUUCCCAGAGAAGUACGUCCCAACAGUCUUCGAGAACUACAUCACAUACCCAGUACAUCCACCAACCGGCAAGACCGUCGAGCUCGCACUGUGGGAUACCGCAGGACAAGAAGAGUACGACCGCCUGCGGCCGCUCUCGUACCCAGAGACCGACCUUAUCUUUGUCUGCUUCGCCAUAGAUUGUCCCAACUCGCUCGACAAUGUCACGGACAAGUGGUACCCCGAAGUCCUCCACUUCUGCCCCUACACACCGCUCAUCCUGGUCGGCCUGAAAUCCGAUCUCCGCUACAAGAAGACAUGCAUUGAGAUGCUCAAGACCCAAGGCCUGACCCCCGUCACCCGCGAGCAGGGUAUGGCCGUCGCCCAAAAGAUGAACGCACAGUACAUGGAGUGCAGCAGCAAGGAGAUGAAGGGUGUCGACGAGAUCUUCGAGCAGGCCCUCGUCACCGUCGUCGCUAACGACAGACGGAACCUGGAGGUGCAAGAGACCGUCUCACCAAAGAAUCGUCGCGGCAGCAUCGUGGGCCAGCUCAACCUCCCCGGCGUCGGUGGUGCUCGUAAGAAGAGGAGAAAGUGCCCGAUGCUGUAAGCGAGGACUACCCUUUAUUUAAUUACAUUAAUGACGGGUCAGAUCGUACCCUCCGUGGCACGGUACGAUACGCCCCCAAAUACCACACAACCCAGAGAAGAGGGGGAGUGCGUAAUGACAACGAAGCGCAAUGCGACAAGGCGACCAGCAAUUUCUCUCUUGGACUCGGCACGAAGCUUCCUUUCGAGAACAAUCAGCCCGCGAGAGAGCUUACAUCGGCCUGCCAACUGGCGCAACAACGAUGACGGGAUGAUGGAC